CUGCGGAGUUCCGUGCGCGCCGUUAGGGGGCGCUGCGGGGCCCCUCUGCCGUUUCCUCACCCACUGCAGGAGGAGAGCCCAGCGUGCCCGGAAACGGAAGGAGUGUGAGGGGGUCAAAGGUCACGGUGGCCCCGUCAUGCGUGACGGUUGGCGGGGCUGGGGCAGGCUGGCGGCGAUCCCUAGGCUGGGUCGAGAUGCCGUCGGAGCGGUAUCGCUGGGAGACCCUGGAGGCGCUCAAGGGCUCCAGCAAGGGGCAGCUGAGCUACUCCCAGGACUGGCUGCUGCGGGGUGAGGAUAUUUUGGAAGGAUGCCGGUCCCCUCCCAAGUUGUCAUCCUACUCUGGCUGGGUGCUGGAUCGAGUGAUCUCCAGAUCUCUACAGGAAACACCUCUCUCCCGAAGUUCAACACCCAAUGAGUCCAUUCCCCAUACAGAUGACCAGCCGCCCUCCCUUGCAAAGAUCACUUCUCCUGCCAGCGAGCUGGGCUCCUCACCACUUUCAUCUGCAGCACCCAGUGAAUCAAAGGGCAAUGAAGAUCUUAGGCUGCUGGAGACAGACCACAAAGUCCAUCUUCUUGUUUUACCUUCUAAAGUUACAGAAGUGGAAGGCUGCAUAUGGAUGUACAAGGAGGUCCAUAGGUUGAAAGGAAAGGAAGGGCUCAGGCAGAGGCAGGAGCAGCAAGAGCAGAUGAUGAGAGUGGUUUCUGAUAUGGCGAGUGAGCAGCUGAAGCGCUUUGAUGAGCUGAAGGAAUUAAAACAGCAUCAGGAAUACCAGGACCUGCAGGAAGUGAUGGAGAAGAGCUCCAGGGAGGCCCAGGGUCAGCAGGAGAAGUUGAAAGAGGAACAUCGACACAGAGCAAAGAUUUUAAACCUGAAACUUCGUGAAGCAGAACAGGAGAGGCAGCGUCAGGAGGAGUUGGAGCGUCUGCGCAAGGAAGAAGGCCAGGAAAGGUUACGCCGCCUCUAUUCUAUCCAGGAAGAGGUGCUGCAGCUUAACCAGCAGAUUGACCCCAACUACAGACAUAAAGACUUGCCACGGAUAGAUCUCUCAGGGUUCAGUAACCGUGGCAACCAGAUCUGCGGGCUAGUGUCUGGGCUCAUUCGCACCACUAGUGAGAGAGGUUUCCCUACUCAGGUAGAUGUAGCCAACACUGAGCGAGCACUGCAGGAAAUGCGAGGGUUAAUAUCUAGCAUGCAACAAGAAAUUGCCACAGCUUUGGAAGAGAAAAGAAAGCGGGAUGAAGAAGAAGAAAGAGAGAGAAAGAAGGAGUUACAGAAACAAGAGCAGCUGAAGGCCCAGACACCAGUCCCUGCACAACAUCCACGGGGGAAAGAGCAGAAGGAAGUAUUAGGACUUCAGGUUAAGGCAGAGGAGAGCACAAUGCAGUGGUACCAGCAAUUGCAGGAUGCCUCUGACCAGUGUGUUGCUUCCUUUAGUGGAUUGACUGACUGCAAAGACAAUCAGGUGAAGAAUAUCAGAAUGGAUCUCCAGAAAGCAGCCAGCAUCCCUGUGAGCCAGAUUUCGUCCAUAGCAGGCUCUCAGCUAAGAGAGAUAUUUGACAAAAUCAAUAAUCUUCUCUCUGGAAAGUCUGUUCAGUCUGGAGGGCGAACUGUGUCGGUGACUCAACAUCCACAGGGUCUGGAUUUUGUUUAUUACAAACUGGCGGAGAAAUUUGUGAAACAAGGAGAGGAGGAAGUGGCUUCUCACCACGAGGCAGCUUUCCCAAUUGCUGUGGUGGCUUCAGGAAUCUGGGAAUUACACCCCAGGGUGGGAGAUCUCAUUUUAGCUCACCUGCACAAAAAAUGCCCCUACUCUGUACCAUUUUAUCCUGCAUUCAAGGAGGGGACUCCCAUAGAAGAGUAUCAGAGGAUACUUGGUUAUCAAGUUAAGGAUUCUAAGGUAGAGCAGCAGGAUAAUUUCCUUAAACGGAUGUCUGGAAUGAUCCGUCUUUAUGCGGCUAUCAUUCAACUACGGUGGCCUUAUGGAAACAAACAAGUGACUCACCCUCAUGGGCUGGGCCAUGGAUGGCGCUGGAUGGCUCAAAUGUUGAACAUGGAGCCUCUCUCUGAUGUGACAGCUACACUUCUCUUUGAUUUCUUAGAGGUGUGUGGCAAUGCGCUCAUGAAACACUACCAGGUCCAGUUCUGGAAGAUGCUGCUACUUAUCAGAGAAGACUAUUUUCACAGGAUUGAAGCAAUCACCAUCUCUGGGCAGAUGGGCUCUUUAAUGCGGCUUAAGCAAUUUUUGGAGAAAUGUUUGCAGCGGAAGGAAAUUCCUUUACCAAAGGGUUAUCUGCCUUCUUCCUUCUGGAGGUCAUAAGUCCAGUUCCUUCCCAUUUUCAUCUUCACAGUAGUUCAAAGAAUUUCCUCACCUGGCUUCUUGUUACAUUCAGGGACAAGAAUACAUAGAAAUGUAAAUCUUACAUUUGUAUUUACAUGGAUGCUGUGGACAUUUUCAAUUCAAACAUUUUACCCAUCUUUGAUCCUAUUUUAUGCUGAACCGAAUUUGGAGCUUCAGUAACUUUUCUCAUCUAACUUAUUUUGCAAAUAAUUUAAGCCAUUCUGUUUGCAUUUGAUUAGCUUUAUGGACUCUAUUGUGCAGUGUAUUAUGGAAUAUAAGAGGCCCCUUCACAUCUUGAACAAGUACAGUGAAUGUGUCAAAUACAUAAACUGGUCUAAAUGCUCCAUUACACUUCAGAGUUUACUUACAGUAAGCAAUGACUUUCAGGUGGGAAUUUUUGUUCUGAGUUGAUCAAUCUGUGAUAGUUUUACAUGAAACUGCAAAUAGAAAUACCUCAGUACUUUAGUCAUAUUAAGGUCUAAAUAUAAAAUCCUGUAAAACUUUAUUUUUGCAUUUUAUAUGUCUAGCAUUUUAAAGUUAUUGUUUCAUUGUUAACCGCAUUGGAGCCCAUAGGAAAAUUCAUUUUGUAUCUGGCUGCCUAAAAGUGCAAAGCAGCAAAAGUGGUGGUUUUGUUAACGAGGCUGAUUUGAUGUUGGUCAAAUGUCAGUUGGUUCUCAGAGACAGCAUUGAUCUUUUCAUCUUUCCCCAGGGAAGGUCUUAAAAUCAACAGCUCUUUCAUUUUAACUUAGAAAUACUGAUUUUUCCUAAUGACACAGUAUUCCUUAUUUACCUGGGUUAGAUUUGAUUUUUACAGCUACGUAGGCAACAUGAUGGCUGCUAAAGAACAGCUCACUGCUUUUUGUUUUUUGGAUUUUUUUUAAAAGGCUUUGUAUGUAUGUAAUAUCUUUACUGUGAGGUUUAUGAAACUAGAAGGAACUGUGCAUUCAUGAUCCACCAUAUGAAAUCUAGUUUAGAAUCGGUAUGACCAAUAAAAAAAAAAACAAACAAAAAAACAGCAGGUGGAAGGGCACUUAACAGCUUUGUGUCUUCUUCAGUUCUGAUGAUGUGCUAUCUCAUGAAGAAAUUAGAAGUUAGAGUUCCCUUGGCUUGUCUAAAGAUGAACUGAACUGUGGUAUUGACCUGUGUAGAAAAAAGCCUUUAUAACUUGGGCAGACAUGGAUUGUAUGAGUUUUACAGCAAUUUGUGUAUAAGUACUGUAAUAAUUUUGUACUAAGAUAGUGUAAUGGUGAAUUAUUCUAAGAAUGGUUCAUUCUAGAAUCUUCUUUGAAAAAAAUGUUAAAUUUUAAGACUCUUUUUAACUUAAAGCUGAUGCAGUUCACUUCUCUCUGGGUGCCUGCAAUGGUGCCAAGUAAGUUUCUGGGAAUCCUUAAUGGGUGUCUUACCAAUAUGUUAUGGGAGGUCAGAUAGGGAGGUGGGUUGGGGGAAGGGAAGGGGGCAUUGUGGAGAUGCUUCUAUUAUCAUUGCACAUAGUAUGGAAUUUUAGUUUUUAAUCCAGAAUCUUCCUCCACCUUCCCUCACUGCCCUGCUUAUGUGCUUUACUUCAGCCUGGAGGGGCCACAUCUAGUAUUGAGGGGGUAAUUCAGUUUGCAUACUUGUUCAAUCUUUGACCUCUUUGCUGAGGUCUGACAGCCUUUUAGUGAGAGGGGACAGCUAAAGUGAGUUGGAUACCUAAUUACUAGGAACUGGGCUGGACAUUCAUUUUUUGUAGUCCACUUAACAGCCAUCAGAUGGUAGCCACUUGCUUGCUGUUGAUCUGGGCUCUGUUUGAAGUAGUAUCCUAGAAUCAACUAGACCUUUCCUCUUUUUUUUUCUCCCUCUCUCUUUGUAUAUUUGAUGAAGACCCUUUUAAUUCAGAAAUAGUUCAGGUAAAGAUUGUUCAAACAAAAUUAAUAGCAUUUUUCAUUUUUAUGUUUUAUUGGCAUUUUUUGUCACUGAGACCUUCAAAAAUGUUUUUAAUUCUUAGUGAAGAGCAAGUUUUGAGAGAGAGGAAAUUAAAUGAAAAUAAGUAAAAACUCAGACAAGAACAUGAUUGUAUGUAUUUGAGAAAUGACCAUUGAGGCAAAGUUUCACAAAACACUGCCACAAACACUAUUUAAGCAAUAUUAUAACAAGAUUUUGAGUAUUUGUGAUGAAGUAAUCUACUGAUAAAGCUUAUGCUACAGUGUUUUUAAUAAUGUGUAUCUCUAUAGCUGAAGUUUUGUAUGUUGAACUUUCCCAGGAAGCACAUGUAAAAACACUGUCCCUGAUACAAGAAGGAAAAUAAAAAGAAUUUUUUUUUUUUUAAGUCUGAUUGCUUAGAGUUGGUAAUACUGAUAGCUGUUCUAGAAUGCUACUGAAAGGAUACAAGGGGAGAUUGUCAAAAGCGCAAAGGACAGUUAGAUACUCAAGUCCUGUUAGUGCCUUGUAAAAUUUCUCUCACUGUGCCUAUGUUUAAGGUAGCAACCCUUGCUAUAAUGAACAAACUGAAGUAUUUAAUUACAUCUUGAAUAUCUAAUACUUACUGUUGUCAUAUUGGAUAUUUUGGUUAAAUAUUAUAGAUUUUGUUUACGUUCUAAAAUGUGUGGGGAUCAUGUUUUGAUGACAAUAUGCAAGGCAGGAAGCUUUGUAUAUUUUAGUUAUUUUGGGGAUAUUAAUGAAGGUGUAUGUUUUUAUAAAUACCAUAAGGAUGUUGAGUUUUUCUGCCUAACUUAUGAAAGACUACUGCAAUGGAUUGCCAUGAUCUUUUGAAACUAUAUUUAAAUAUAGCAAUAAAUUUAUUUUUUAAAACACUUCCACUUAAUGUAUUUGCAUAAUCAAAAUGUAAUACAUACCACCUUUCCAGGGGUAGUUCAUAAUUGUGUCUAGUGGUGUCUAAUGUAACUGAAGUCUCAUUUUUUGUUACAACUGUUUUUUUCCAUUUCUGUCGAUUUGAGUGUUGGCCAUCUUACCUUACCAGGGUAUUUGGAGAACUUCUCAAUGCAGAGUAUAAUAGAAUGCAUUUAUAUAAUCCCAAAUGCACUUAAAGGAUUUGUUUCAAGUAUGUAUGCGUCACAUUCAUUUCAAAUACAGUGUAAAUGGGAACAUCUGACAUGAAAUAUUGUUGUACAUUAAUGACCUGAUCCAAUUUAAAUUGCUGUGACUCAUGCACUUCCUUAGAGAUAAUGGUUCUGUUGCAGUCCUCCAGGUUCUGAUGCAAUGUCUGUGGAAGACUAUUUUUAUUCUAUUUAAUUGCUUUAACAACUUGCACUGGAGCUGAAAGAGAACGUAUGUUUGUGGGGUUUUUUUUUAAAUAAAGAACAAAACCACCA
Molecule: messenger RNA, 5647 nt
Organism: Dermochelys coriacea (leatherback sea turtle)
Lineage: Eukaryota; Metazoa; Chordata; Testudines; Dermochelyidae
Gene: GLE1
Product: GLE1 RNA export mediator
Exons: 16
Coding region: 195-2318 (707 amino acids)
Biological process (GO): poly(A)+ mRNA export from nucleus; regulation of translational initiation; regulation of translational termination
Cellular component (GO): nuclear pore cytoplasmic filaments; nuclear pore; cytoplasm
Molecular function (GO): phospholipid binding; inositol hexakisphosphate binding; translation initiation factor binding
Source: RefSeq, a predicted model, not a curated record